Messenger RNA from Cimex lectularius (bed bug), 1775 nucleotides. RefSeq names its product WD repeat domain phosphoinositide-interacting protein 4-like. The transcript has 8 exons. NCBI's taxonomy places the organism in Eukaryota, Metazoa, Arthropoda, Insecta, Hemiptera, Cimicidae. Gene Ontology annotation, biological process: protein localization to phagophore assembly site; protein lipidation; autophagy of mitochondrion. Gene Ontology annotation, molecular function: phosphatidylinositol-3-phosphate binding; protein binding; phosphatidylinositol-3,5-bisphosphate binding. The record is from RefSeq and is a predicted model, not a curated record. Bases 267 to 1304 code for a protein of 345 amino acids. Gene Ontology annotation, cellular component: extrinsic component of membrane; phagophore assembly site membrane; cytosol.
UAAACCUCUUUAUAUCUUCUGUCUGGAUUUUUCAGUUUUAAUUUUCGUAUUUUAGUCGUCAAAUUGAAACAAUUAGUUAAGACAAAGGGAAUCGAUGAGUUCGAUGUUUUGACCUCAUCUCUCUUCCCCUCCACAAUUCUAUUGUUUUAUUUAUUGUUUUGAUAGUCGAGCUAUUCUGCUGAAGACACUCGGCUCUGCUUUGUUUUGGUUAUUUUAAAUCUCGGUUAUUUCUUCCGUUGAACGUACAGAUUUGUUUAUAGGCCGUGAUGUCAGACGAUCGCGGUGUGAUCGGUUUAAGGUUCAAUCAGGACCAAGGAUGCUUCACUUGCUGCAUGGAAAGUGGGCUGAGGUUGUACAACGUCGAGCCCCUCGUCCAACUUGCCAACUAUCCCAUCGACACCAUGGGGAGCCUUUCACAAUGCGAGAUGCUCAAAAUGACAAACAUUUUAGCCUGCAUUGCUGGAGGUUCUCGGCCUCAGUUUGCAAAUAACUCAGUACUACUCUACGAUGACAAUACAUCGACAUCGUUUCUUGUUCUUAUUUUCUCAUCACCUGUAAAAUCCGUCAGACUGAGGAAAGACAAAAUUGUAGUAGCCACUGUGUCGCAAAUAAAUGUCUUUUCGUUUCCUAACAAAGUAGAAAGACUUUUUACUCUAGAAACACGUCACAAUCCAAAAGGCUUAUGUGAAAUUACGCCCAUGUUGACCGGGGAAAGGCAUCUUCUCAUAUUCCCCGGUCACAUAAUUGGAAGUAUUCAGAUAGUGGACUUGGCGAAUACAGAAACUGGUACAACAAGCGCGCCCAUCACAGUCAAUGCUCACCAAAACGAGUUGGCUUGCCUAGCCAUUAAUCAGCAAGGGACUUUGGUCGCAACGGCUUCAGUGAAAGGGACACUGAUUCGAGUUUGGGAUACUGUCAAGAGGAAAUUACAAGUAGAACUCAGAAGAGGGUCUGAUCCUGCAACAGUAUAUUGCAUUAACUUUAGUCAAAAUUCUGAGUUCUUGUGUUGCUCAAGUGAUAAAGGAACAGUGCACAUAUUCGCCCUUAAAGAUACUCGCCUAAAUAAACGAUCAUCAUUCUCAAGAAUUAGUAUAUUAGGAACAUACGUUGAAUCCCAGUGGGCUUUAGCUACAUUUACAGUGCCAGCUGAAUGCGCUUGCAUAUGUGGAUUCGGUUCGAGGAACUCUGUUAUUGCAAUUUGUGUUGAUGGGACUUUUCACAAAUAUGUUUUCAACGCCGACGGCAAUUGCAAUCGGGAGAAGUACGAUGUUUUCAUCGAUAUAACUAAUGACGAUGACUUUUGAAAAACAAAUACGUAUGAGCCUAAUAUAUUGAUGAACACCGUGUAAAUAUUCUUGUAAGGGACUAUUUUAACAUUUUACCAAUUAAAGCUAUUAUUUGAACCAGUUGGAAAGUUAAACAAAAAGUGAUUCUGGAGAAAUAUCUAUAAUUUCUAACAACUCAAAAAUCAAAAUAUUAGUCAAGAAACCGAUCUCUUUUUUUUCACAUUAUUUUUAAUGAAGUGAUUUUUAAUUAUUUUUUGUGCCUCAUCUGUUGAUAUUUUUAUGUAGGUUCUUUUACUCAUAAAGGUAUUUUUAUUUUAACUUGCACAAAUUUCCAGUUUGUUUAUAUGAGUAGGGUUUUAAUAAUAUAAGCAUGUCUGACUGAUUUUUGGGUCACCUUUGAUUGCUCAUAUGAAUUGUGGUUUUUAUUUUAAUUUUCUGUUAACCAGAAGGCAGUUUUUUUUAAUCUGGUUAGGACUUAUCAACCUAGUU